Messenger RNA from Etheostoma cragini (Arkansas darter), 4961 nucleotides. Its product is annotated as sterile alpha motif domain-containing protein 9-like. Bases 288 to 4889 code for a protein of 1533 amino acids. The transcript is spliced from 7 exons. The record is from RefSeq and is a predicted model, not a curated record. Gene Ontology annotation, cellular component: cytoplasm. Gene Ontology annotation, molecular function: protein binding. Lineage: Eukaryota; Metazoa; Chordata; Actinopteri; Perciformes; Percidae.
CUUCAGGAGAGACGACCAGCAGCUAAACUCCAGUCUGACGAGGCGUUCAGGAACAUCAGAAGAUUACAUUCCUGCUCGUCACGAAAGUGGUGCAACAGGGAUGGGCCGAACUUUCAGGUAUGGGUGUUCAUGAUCACUUCUAUAAAGACAGCACAGGACUCAGAGGAGAGACGACCAGCAGCUAAACUCCAGUCUGAUGAGGCGUUCAGGAACAUCAGAAGGAGAGACGACCAGCAGCUAAACUCCAGUCUGAUGAGGCAUUCAGGAACAUCAGAAGUUGAUCCAAAAUGACAACAAAGACACUCUCUCGGCCCAUUGAAAAAUGGACCGAGAAAGAUGUUCACCUGUGGCUGAUGACAGAAGUCAAAGUCCAGGAGACUUGUGCAGAUAAAUUCUGUGAAGAAGAAGUGUCGGGGAUGAGUUUAUUAGAAUUUGAAAAGACAGACAUAUUGGAUUUGGGUAUAAAACACGGUCCUGCUGUAAAGAUCACAUCUUAUCUAGAAAGUCUGAAAAAGGGAACACAACAUGAGUCACAGUUCCCACCAUAUGUGAAAAACUGGACAAAGGAGCAAGUGACCCAGUGGUUACUGCAGCAUGUGAAGGUAUAUAACAAAUAUGCCGAACGGCUCGAAGAAGAAGAUGUGUCCGGCGAUUGCCUUGUUUGCUUUAAGAAGCAGGAUUUUCUGGACCUGGAAGUGAAAAAUGGUCCUACUGUAAGGAUUUUGGCAGAACUCCGUCAUUUGAACGAGAAACCAGAACCAACACUGCAACCCAUCGUUCACACCAGCACAGAUCAAACCGAAGCUGCAAAACCCACUAAACCUGAACUCAGUCUGGUACAGGACAUAGCAACCAAACAACCAGAAUCACAAAACAAAAUUGACUCAAAAACAGACAAAAUUGUGGGGGGGGAAUUUAAGUCUCAGCUGCCAUUUCAAGAGGCUUCAGAGAAGAAGGGCAUGCAGCUGCCAAAGGACUUGGGGGCCAGGAGAAAAGAAACUGUUGUGACCACAGUUCUACCAGACAUGUCCAAGAUCGCCGUGGAGAUCCAGAAAACCCUUGAAAACCUUUCAAAAGACAAUCUAAAAAAAUUUCAAUUCUAUGAAAAAUCAAUUCCCAGAGGUAAACUGGAGGGCAAAGACACGGUGGACACCGCUAAAUUAAUGACUGAAUACCAUGGACAGGAAACUUCAAGAGUCACAAUAGACAUUCUCCGAAAUAUCGAUCAGCGUGAACUUGCUCGUCAGCUGGAAAACAGGAUGGGUCAACUGGACCAGCGGUGUCUCACAAAAGAAAUUUUGAAGAAAGAAGCAAACCAGGGAGAAAAACUAAAUAAUUUGUUAACUUGUGGUGGGAACUCACUGGACAACUAUGGCAGAUUUGUAGUUGUUGUGAACAAGAGCAGUCCAGAACAAGUGCAGAAUCUCCAGUUUUUGAAUAAGCUGAAACUGUUCUGUGUGUUAGACUUUGACCCCAGCUCUGUUGAUCCAGGCGGACUGUGUCAUUCCUACAGAGAGUCAAGGGUGGCCAAUAAGCACACCCCAUCACAAUAUCAAGGACAGACUGACUCAGUGAUUAAGAACCUUAACCUCUACAAACAGACCAGCUGGGUUUUCUGCAAUGGCAGAAAUGACCUUGACAGUGACUCAAACAAAGAGUUAGAUUACAAGAACUGGCUGAGGAGAUCUUGCAAAGAUGUAGAGCAGAUGGUUUUAUUCAUUUGCAACCCUGAAGUUCUUCUCCAUGGAAAAUGUUUAAUCAUAUUCCUCCUACUUUCACCUGUGGACAAUGAAAAAAACCCGAUCUUUGACACCUACAAGGCCUUUAUAAAACAGAUCGAAGAGGAAAGCAUAAUUACUAUUUGUGCAUCUCGGAGUACGUAUGAAAAAUGGAAGAAGAUGAUACAAGAAAAGUGUGACUCCGACAUUGACCCUCGAUCUAUUUAUGAGCUGUCGCUCAGCGAGGUCAAUGGAACAGUAAUGGCACUGGGACCAUUCAAUCAGACAUCUGGAAGGCUGCUGCCUUCUUCUGACUCCAGUUUUGUUGUUUUAAAGCAGAAGGAUGAAGACUUAUUGACAGCUCUAGAUAUUUUAUGUCUGAAUCAGUGUGAAAACAUUGAUGAAAACAGUCCAGAUUUUCAUGACUUCAGAAUCAAAGUUGAGGAAGAAUUCUACAGAGGAGGCAAAGUCAAAUGGUGGAACUUCUACUUCUGUGACAAAGACAAAGACAAGCCAUUUGUCAAGCGGGACAAAUAUAAAACUGUCAAGAGGAUGAUUAUGUCUCAGUUAAGAGAUUCAAAAGACAUGUGUGUUCUGCUCAAUCUGUUUCACCAGCCAGGCUGUGGUGGUAGCACCUUAGCAAUGCAUUUGAUGUGGGAUCUUCGUCAUGAAUUUAGAUGUGCUGUGCUGAAAGACAACACACUGCCAAAAACAGAAGUUGCCAUGCAAGUCAGAAAGCUCAUGAAACUUGAAAGUGAGAAACCAUCUCGAGUUUUGCUGUUAGUUGAUGAUUUAAAAGAAACUGAGAAUCCUCAAGAUCUUGUGAGCUGCAUACAUAAGGCUGCAGUAGAGGAUAGCUUAAACAAAAAUGUGCAUAAUGCACAAAACUGCAAAGUUAUCAUCCUUAACUGUGUCCGUGUCCAUAGCCCAAAGAAGCAAUACAGACAGCACGACCCAACACAGAGUCAAUACAUAACUUCUUCAUUGACACCAGAAGAACAGAAAGAGUUUGAAAAGAAACUCAAAGAGCUCAAAGAAACUCAUGAAAAACCUGAAAACUUUUACAGCUUCAUGAUCAUGAAAAGCAAUUUUGACAAAAAGUACAUUGAUGAUCUUGCCCGUUACACACUGGAGAACUUUGAUGUCGGUUCAAAGAAGGGCCAACUGUUUGGCUUCCUAGCAUUAUUGAACACCUAUGUGGCAGCAUCUGAAAUCUCUCUCUCACUCUGUGAAGAGUUUUUUGGGAUUAAAAGAAUUCAAUUGCUAGGUGACAGUGUUAUGGACAGAAUGGAGCCAUAUUCAAACUUUCUUGUUGAGGAAAGAGUUGAAGAAUGGGGAGGAUACAAAGGAAUCAGAAUCCUUCAUCACGCCAUAGCAUCGGCAUGUCUGGAAGAGUUGGAGAGAAGGUACUGUUGGAAAGUUAGUGAUAUAACAAUGGAGAUUAUUCACUGUGAUCUGUUCUUCCGUGUUGGAUUUCUAAAAGAAAGGCUCUCAAUUAAGCAAAUGUUGAUUGAAAGGCACCGCAUAAAAGAUGGAGGUGAUAGAGAGCCAUUUUCUCCUCUCAUAGACAAAAUCCACAACCAGCAAGGUAGACAAACUGUCAAAGACGUCUUUGUGAAAGCAUCAUCAAGGUUUGAGACGAGUGCAUCUUUUCCUCAGGCACUGGCAAGAUAUUUGUACAUUAAUGAGCGUGACUUUUCAGAGGCUGUGAAAUGGGCUGAAAUGGCCAAGACCAUAAAUGAAAACCCAUUUACAUUGGACACAAUUGGGCAGAUACACAAAAACAAUUUAAUAUCUAACAACAACAGAGAAAAGCAGGAGACAUCACACAAUCCAGAAGACUUAAACACAAACAUUAAAAUAGCAGAUAAUGCUAUCAGAGCGUUUAAAAGGGCUCAAGAGCUGGCAAAUGCAGAGGAUGAACCAGAAAUGGAAAAUUCUGAUAGUCAAUCAGAAGACUACCAAAGAAAGUCAUAUAAUGUGUGUGGCUAUGUGGGUGUGCUGGAAAUUGCUUUCCUGGUCUUUAAGAUAUUGAGCAGAUUGCCAUUCUUCAAGAAAAGUGAUCCGAUGAGGAAGAAGUACUUCCAGAGUUUCCUGCAAAAAAAAAUCCCAAUCACCAGCGUGCAUAAAGAAGAGAAUGAGAUCAACAACAGAUACGUGGAGAUCAUCAAAGAGCACGAACCGUUCCUCCACAGCUUGAAAACUGAAGUAAAAGAAACAUUUGAACUUCUUGAUUGUUACUACACAUACAUAAAAGCGAACAAUUCAGAAUAUCAUUCCAAGGAUCGUUGGACCGUCUGUGGUCUUUUUAAACAGUAUGUAGCUAUUUUUUGCACUGCACAGGCGGAAAUAGUAAAAGAAAGGCAAAGCAAUCCUAAUCUCAAUUUGAAAAUCGAUAUUGAAGACCGAAGAUUGUUUCUUGAAGAGAAACAAGCAGAUACAUUUGCAGGGAUUCUUCAGCAUUUGGACAGACCUGCCGAAGAGAUUGAGUGGAUCACAGAAUGCUAUGCAUUCUUACAACAACAACAACAAUUCAUCAACCAAAAGCAAAAGACAAAGGAAACAAUCAAUCACAUUGUGUCAAACAUAGUUCUUUACCUUUUAAAACCAAAAUCUAAACAUGUAGCGAGCCAAAGCCACCUGUCUGCCCUACUUUUGAAAACUCUGCAAGAAGUAGGACUAAGGUAUCCCUUCCCAGACCCGUACUACCUGGCUCUGCUGUUAUUCUGGCCAAGUCCUAGGCAGGAAAACACAGAAAUUGUGGCAUAUGUGAGAGCAAUCCGAACCUCAUGUAGCAGGCGCCUGACUUCACUGUUUCGAAAUAGAAGCACUGUUGCCCACCUCUUCUUGGGAAAAGAAGAGGGACUCAAGAGGCUUGUCUCUAAACUCAAACUAGAUCAGAGUUUUAAAGAGAUGCGCCGUGAUACUUUGGCACAACGUUGGCGGAAUGGAGAUAUAUUUAAAGACAAAGCAAUAAUCAACAGUCUUCAUCGAGUCAGCGGAUCCAUUGAGCAAGGAGAGGUGUUUGCCAAUUAUGGAAAACUGAAAAUCCCUGUGCGUCCAGCUCUCAUUGCUGGCAUUAGAAGUGGUUUCAGCACAGAAAAAGUCUCUUUCUACAUUGGUUUUGCUAUCAAUGGACCCCUUGCUUAUGACAUCCAGUAUGAAAACUAGUUACCUUGCAAGGUGACCUAGAUUCUCAUGAUAUCACCAGAUCAGAGAGAAUAGGAGGAUUACAUAUCAUGC